UUUGUACACUUGCCAUCUAAUGGUUGGACUUCGUUCACUCGUGUCUCUGUUAUUUCCCACCGAUGGUCGAAUCGCUGUCUUGUAUCAAGAGACAGAAAUCCCAGCUUACCGUCAAAAGAGAAAGCUCCGAGGCCAGAGACACACAGUGCCACGAGAACAGACUUAACGCACUUUGAAAUAGAUGAAUAUUCGUUAAGAUUUAACGCAAAGUUAAAAGGGGGGAAGAAGGAAGGAAUCAGUAUGUACACUGUGAGUUGGAGGAAAGGUCCUGUCCCGUGUUGAGCUAGCAGGGUUGCCAGAUUGUAUCGCUGCAAAUCCAAACUAACCAGAGCAGAUGCAGCUCCUCGUCAGACUAGUAACAUUAGAAUUUGACAUUCCACAGGAGUGCGGAUAUCGCUGUAUGUUUGACGGGGCAGGUUAGGACGUUUUCGCACUUCAGCCUCAAUCCUCUUUGAGUGUGACAAGGUCACUGAGUCCCAGCCGAUGCCUGGCUAAGCCUGAGCUGAGAGGAGAUAAACCAGUGAGCGCGACACAAGCUGCCGAUUGAGUGUGGGUCACGUCCACUGGAUGGAUACACGCACACUUUAUAGAUGGCACAGUGGGGUGCCAUGUUCUCAAUAAUUGCUGCUCUCGGAGGAGCAGCGCUCUUAGCCUCCGUGCACAAGAUCGAUGAGGGACACACUGGAGUUUACUACAGGGGCGGGGCUCUCCUGACCACCACCAGUGGCCCUGGUUUCCAUCUUAUGCUUCCAUUCAUAACCACAUACAAGCCUGUUCAGACGACGCUGCAGACGGAUGAAGUGAAGAAUGUACCAUGUGGCACAAGUGGCGGAGUGAUGAUUUACUUUGACCGCAUAGAGGUGGUGAACUAUCUCGUUCCGUCAGCAGUUUUCGACAUAGUGAGGAACUUCACGGCAGACUACGACAAAGCUUUGAUAUUCAACAAGGUGCACCAUGAGCUCAACCAGUUCUGCAGUGUUCACUCACUGCAGGAGGUCUACAUCGGCUUGUUUGACCAAAUUGAUGAAAACCUGAAGUUGACGCUGCAAGAGGAUCUAACAUCCAUGGCCCCUGGACUUAUCAUACAGGCGGUCCGUGUGACAAAACCCAUUAUACCAGAGAGCAUUCGCCGAAACUACGAGCUCAUGGAGAGCGAGAAGACAAAGCUGCUGAUCUCUCAACAGACUCAGAAGGUUGUGGAGAAGGAGGCAGAGACGGAACGGAUCAAAGCUGUGAUCGAGGCUGAGAAAGUGGCACAAGUGGCAGAGAUCAAGUUCUCACAGAAAGUCAUGGAGAAGGAAACCGAGAAAAAGAUCUCUGAAAUCGAAGACGGUGCAUUCCUGGCCCGUGAAAGAGCCAGAGCAGAUGCAGAGUUCUAUACAGCACAGAAAAUUGCUGAGGCCAAUAAGGUGAAGUUAACACCAGAGUAUCUGCAGCUAAUGAAGUACAAGGCCAUCGCCACCAACAGCAAAAUCUACUUUGGUAAUGAAAUACCCCAGAUGUUUGUGGACUCUGGCUCUGCAGGGAGCUCUGUCAAGGUCUCUGCUGCCAUGGACUCUGUGGGUGAGCAGUAAUGCAGGACGUGGAUGAAGUAGUGGGAUGCACAGCACUACUGUUCCUCGUUAGGACUAUCUGCUGGGGGGCAGUGGCUUUGUCCACGGGCCUCUGGCCCAGAGAAGCUCUGCUGACCUGGGGCUGUAUUUCUCAAACAUCUCAGAAUCACUGAUAGAAAUCACAUUGGAAGUUUGACGAUGGAGUCAAAUUCUUCUCCCUCGGAGAAGACAACUGUAGUUAUUUUUGAGGCUUCCUAUGCCUCUGUUCUUUUUUGAUGAGGAAUGACACCAAGUAGACUAGAAUCAUAGUUUAAGGUGAGAAAAACUAAAUGAAAUGGCAUCACCUGUGUGUAUAUGACAAGCUCCUUUUUAAAAUUGAGAUUUACCCAAACUGUCCCCUGUUGCUGCACAGCUUAAACGGUCUGUGAACCCAGUCACAACAAAGAAUAUCCCAAAUCCGUUACUACUUCUGUGUUAAACUGUGUUAUGUGACAUGUGUCCUAAAUGAGCAUUGAAGCAUUAAGGUGAGAAAAACCAACCUGUUGUUCUGAAGAUGGAAAGGCAAAAAUAUUUUCUAAUCUAUUAUUUGUAACGAAUACAGUUGUGAACUACCAAAAUCCUUGUUAGUUUAUCUGCAUUGUCCGCUGACCAUUCGCAUCUCUAAGCCUCAUCACUCUAUAAGUACAUUUUAACACUUCUUGCUACAUGCUUUCUGUUCUUGCGUGGCUAUGCAUUUUACAAGUUAGUUAUUUUCUAAACCCCCUUCAUUUCAGACUGGUCUACAAAAGCAGGCUUCUCAUUUCAAGCAUAUUUCUGUAGCUGUCACUAGCAGAAAAAUGAUGAUCAUAUUCAGGGUCAUAAUUUUAAUUUGGGUUAUUACUUGAAAAGGUUUACAUGCUCAUUAAUGUUCAGUUAACAUGUCAGUUUCCUCGUACUGUCCAUUCCUGCAAAUGUACCAAGGUAUUUUCAGUGAUAUUUUCUACAUUUCAGCAAGUCAAGUGCAGGGCACCUCUGCAGCGCCUAAAUCCUGGGGAUAGUUAAAUCUUUAAAAAUGUUGAAUGUUGAAAGUCCUAAACAAGAAGUAGCAAAUAUGUGUCACUCUGAGGAUGAUCCGUGAUUCUGAACUGCCUGAAAAAUACUAGCCCUUUUUAAGAUGUGUCACUGUAGACAACUCACAGGGAAGAUGAAUGUAUUGUUUGACUGUCAGAUGUAACAUCCUCUCUUCGUUGGUUUGAAUUAUUUUGUAACAUUUCUUUUCAGCCCAGAGGACAUUUUUGAAUAUGAAUUGAGUUUGUACCACAUUUUUGCUGUAUGUGUAUAAAUCACUUUGUUUCUCACACUGUACCUUUAGAGGAAAUGAUAUCUGUGCAACUGUUUGAUUUAUAUUUUUCAUUAGGAUUUAUAUUCAUAACUGAGCCCACUUGGAAAAAAUAUAAUUUUAAGUCACAAAAAGCAGCAUUUGUACUUUAGUUUUAUAACCAAACAACAGACAUGUCACCUCAGCUACAUUCAGUAUGUUGGGUUUUUUUGGGGGGGUGUUUGUCCUGUAAAGAACUUACAGGAUGUGUAAACUAGUGAAUUGCCUGUGAGCCUUUGGCAACAUGACCCAUCCUCCCAGAGGAGGAAGAUGUGAAGGAACUGCGGUGUCGAAAGGCAUUUUAUGUAUGUCAUAGUCUGUAGGAGUCAGUUAGUCAGUGUGGACCCAUUUCUAGAGAAAGGUUGAGAUGAUCAGGACCAAAACUAUUGACAAAAUGGUUCAUGUUUGUUUGUUUCUCAGCACUUGACAAAGUUGUUUCAGUUGUUGCACAACAGAUACGUGACCAGAUUAUAAUUUUUCCAAAGAACCCAGUAGAGAUCAGAGUUGUGUUUUCGUUUCAUACUUUAAGUCUCAGGAGGAAGGUAGUACCAAAUUUGGUGUGGGCAGGAUUUGGCAGGCCUUUGGGGAACUUUUUUCCCCUCAGUGAGAAAAUAUUUCUGUCAUCCCAGAAUUAAGAGGCUUUUGUCCUCAAUUUGCUAUGACCCGGUACAAACAGAUGUUGUUGUCAGACGUUGAUCCAGUUAGCCCGCAGUGACUUUUGUCAUUUAAAUUCUAAUUUCUCAGAUUAAUUGAGAUUGAUGAUGACUUGAAAGGCAAAUGCUUUUGCACUGAUUUCAUUUGUUAAUGUGCAAUUAAGAUAUUGUCAUUUGACAAUAAAGCACUAUGGGUUAUUAUGUAAGAAAUCACUGGCAUUAUCCUGAUUUUUUUAAUGUACAUUUAAAGUGCACUGAUUAUAGGAUGAUUAUUAUUAUUAAUAAAACUGUUUAAAUAUGUGUUUCAAACAAUAAAGUUUAUAGUAUCCAAAUA
Scophthalmus maximus (turbot) is the source of this 3897-nucleotide messenger RNA. RefSeq names its product ER lipid raft associated 2 (gene erlin2). Bases 591 to 1574 code for a protein of 327 amino acids. The transcript is spliced from 12 exons. NCBI's taxonomy places the organism in Eukaryota, Metazoa, Chordata, Actinopteri, Pleuronectiformes, Scophthalmidae. Gene Ontology annotation, molecular function: ubiquitin protein ligase binding; cholesterol binding. The record is from RefSeq and is a predicted model, not a curated record. Gene Ontology annotation, cellular component: endoplasmic reticulum; endoplasmic reticulum membrane. Gene Ontology annotation, biological process: SREBP signaling pathway.